Cygnus olor (mute swan) is the source of this 2907-nucleotide messenger RNA. RefSeq names its product ubiquitin associated protein 1 like (gene UBAP1L). The transcript is spliced from 4 exons. Gene Ontology annotation, molecular function: ubiquitin binding. The record is from RefSeq and is a predicted model, not a curated record. Gene Ontology annotation, cellular component: ESCRT I complex. Gene Ontology annotation, biological process: ubiquitin-dependent protein catabolic process via the multivesicular body sorting pathway. Bases 356 to 1684 code for a protein of 442 amino acids. Lineage: Eukaryota; Metazoa; Chordata; Aves; Anseriformes; Anatidae.
AUGUGCCUGCCAGGGCUGGAGGAGGCCUUGUUUGGAGAGCGCUGGGGCACGCACAGCUUGCUUGUUCCCGGAAAGUGCUCUGAUGUGAGGCUCGGACAUGUUUGAAGCUGGGUGAUGUGGACACGACCCCUCUGCCCUGCGACAGGCCGUGUCCUCCUCCCAACCAUGUCCUCCUCCUGGCUCUGCAGGAGGCUCGUGCCCCCUCUCUGCUCUCCCCUCUCCACAGCAGCCAAGCUAACACAACCCCCUCCCUGCCUAAAACACCUCUCCACAGGAUUUUAAAUAUGACUAGAAGCGGUAAUAACGCCGCAGCUGGAUGUUUUCCAAGUGAAAAUGUUGAGGGUUCCCCAUAGGGAUGAGGCCAGCACUGCCCAGACCUGCAGCUCUAGUGCCCGUUGCCAUCCCCAGUGGGGUCCGAUCCUGGAACGACACAGCCUGUGUGAAUUAUUACGGGGCUUGCCCCGUACCUGCUGAACCGUGGUGGUGUUUUGGGUGUGCUCACUCACUGCUCCUUGCUCUCCCACAGCACGACUUCUCGCUGGAACGAAAGGUGCUCUACUGGCUGGAGGCUGCCUCUCAGCACCAAACCUCCCGGCACCGGCUCACCACCGACACCGUCCCCACGGCCCCGCCGUGCUGGCUGCUGCUUGUGGACCCCGCUGAGGGCAGGGAGACGGCCGGGGGCAGAGCGCGGGACGCUGCAGUGCGGCGCUGCAUCAGCCUCAACGCCGCCGACCAGGGCAGAGGCAGAGCCUCUGACACGGAGAGCGAGGCCGCGCGCCCGGAGGAGGACGGGUACUUGGAAGAUGAUGAGUAUUCCUCCACCUCCUGGGAAGAAAAUGACAGGGAUGAGAACGUUUUCAGGAGGAGAAACCAGCAUGUCUUUCAGCAGAUCCGACCGAAGACAUCGCCCGGCUUGCUGGAGCCGCCUCCAGAGAACGGCUACAAGGCAGCGAGCCCGGACAUGGGCAAGCAGAGGCGGUCCUUGGUUUUGUUCAACAACAUGAAGAACGAGCUGGAAGCAGCCAGGAGGAAGCUGGCUGCUUUGGUGCAUCCUUUAAACAGAGCCACGGCCGAGAAUGGAGGGCUCCCAGAGCCACCAGCACUCCCCCAGCGCUCCCGAAACAACAGGAGCCUGAAGUAUGGGCCGGCAGCGGCCGUAUCCUGCGCGGGAGGCUUGGUGCCAGCUCCCCCUCCAGGGCCAGCCAUCCCCAUGCCCCCCAUCCGCAAGCACAAGCCCACGGUGCCGUCCCUCAGCCCCUACACCUGCCUGCCCCCGGCACGGCCGCUGGCAUCCCGCAAAACCAAGCCGGAUUCGGCGGCCGACCUGCUCGCGGCACUGAGCCAGGAGGAGCGCGACCUCAUCGAGCCCGUCAUCGCCUUGGGCUACCCGGCCCACAAAGCCAUCCUCACCCUCCAGAAGACUGGGAGGCAAAGCCUGGGGCAGUUCCUGGGCUACCUCCGGGCCUGCGACCGGCUGCUGAAGCAGGGCUACGAGGAAGGGCAGGUGGAGGAGGCCAUGGAAAUGUUCCAGUACUCGGAGAAAAAGGCAGCUGAAUUCCUGCACUUGUUAGCUCAGUUCAACGACAUGGGUUUCCAGCAGAAUGAAAUCAAAGAAGUCCUCCUGCUUUGCGGGAACCAGAGAGACAAGGCGCUGGAAGAGCUCAUGAUGAAGAGGCAGUGAAGGCGCCCAGCACCGAUGGGCAGCUCCGUCCAGGACACCCAGCACUCAUCCCGCUGCUCCGUCCCCUCCUGGGCAGCAAGCAGCAACGUACCAGCGUGGGUUCUCAUCUCGUCCGGGGACAUCCAUCACGCGCUGGUUUGUCACUGCGCCGAGGCAAAGGCUUCGCAUCGGCAGUGUUUAUCUCCUCACCCACACAUAUCCACCCUUGAGCGACUCUGCUGUUUAGAUUAGGGGGGAUGAGAUCCAAGCUGCCUUUCGCUUCGACUGUGCGAAAGCAGAAAGCGAGCCUUCUCCCUGCACCUGGGGAACGCGCAGCUCCUGCGGCUUGUUUCGGCAGCGCCGUGUUUACAAAUAGAGCCACACGCAGUGAUAUAAAUCAUCAGAAGAGGGUGUUUUCAUAAAAGCCGAGUGCUUUCACAGAAACACCACUUCUUCCUUUCUUGGGAAGAUUCUCAGCUGACUUAAUGACGUUUGGAUAUUGUAAUUGAAACCUAGCCGGAUCAACUUGGUGUCUCCUUCUGAACAAGAAAUUAGAGAAAAAUGCACAGCUCGGUGAAGGGUUUGGAAGGAAAACAGGCUGCCGUUGUUCUAGGUAACUAAUACACUGCUUUUACCCAGCACAAUGAAAAACGGCUUGUGCAAGGCUUCAUGCUCAGGAAACUUCAUGAAAUCUGAGCAGGGAGAUGAAGGACUGGCUCAGCUCUGCCUUCCAUUAGGCAAAUUCAGGGGAUGCUUCCCUAAAUUGUGGAGACAGUGGCUCAAAAUUAGGUUAAGCACAAACAUCAGGAUCAGGAAAAUCUGGAUGCCUGGGGGAGUUUUUGUGUGUAACUAAGUACAGAGACUGGGAGCUUCAGCUCACCAUACAGGAUGUGUCUCGUGUUUUGGCAGCAUAACGAUGGGUAGUGUUUUCGUAAAAAAGUACAUUAUUUCCCUGUGAAUUAGAUACAGAUGUAAUUUCUUUGAGUAAAGAUGCUUGGAGGGGUUCUUAUAAAGAAGUAUCGUUGUCUUUUCCUAUGAAAAUGCCAACUGGCACAAUGUAGCAGAGACAAUUCUUAUUAAUUAGUUGCAAAGUAUUGACCACUUUUCCACUGUGUCCUUCCAAGCGAUCUCCUUGCCCAAUGCAUUAAAAUACAUUAAUCAAAUUAAAACAAUGUGUCCCUGCUCCACUCUUCUUUGGGUAGCUCUCAAAACAAUGGCAUGCAGGUGUAGCCCUCCAUGAAUGC